Messenger RNA from Bradysia coprophila, 1150 nucleotides. Its product is annotated as toll-interacting protein-like. Gene Ontology annotation, biological process: ubiquitin-dependent protein catabolic process. The record is from RefSeq and is a predicted model, not a curated record. Gene Ontology annotation, cellular component: cytoplasm. Gene Ontology annotation, molecular function: ubiquitin conjugating enzyme binding; ubiquitin binding. Lineage: Eukaryota; Metazoa; Arthropoda; Insecta; Diptera; Sciaridae.
UGAACGAAAAUUUAAAGUGACAGAUGAUUCAUCACAUACAUCAUCAACAUUGCAAAAUAAAGACGUACAAAAACGCAAAAAUAUUUUAUUGCAAAUUAAAUCUUUUAACAUUAACAUGGCAUCAGCAGAAGUUGUAUCAAACAACAAAACUGAACGAUGGCGAAGGGCUCACCUAGGACCGUUGUCACCAGACUUUUUGAGAAUUUCCACUCCUCGCGAUAUCCAAGAACAAGCAGAUAGACAAGCGGCACUAGCUUUGUACCAACAACAAGCCGCCACGACAUACAUGGCACCGAACAUUAUCGGACGAUUAAGUAUUACAAUUGCUCAAGCGAAAUUAGUUCGAAAUUAUGGCAUCACCAGAAUGGAUCCGUAUGUCCGAGUCAGAGUGGGACAUUUUGUGUAUGAAACGCAAACGGAUCCGAAUGGUGGCAAAAAUCCACGAUGGAAUCGCGUUAUUCAAUCCCAAUUGCCAACCGGUGUCAAUUCCAUUUAUGUUGAAAUUUAUGACGAAUGCAGUUUCAAGAUGGAUGAGUUGAUUGCCUGGACUGAGAUAAAAAUACCGGAAGCGGUUUUGCGUGGCGAAACACACGAAGAUUGGCAUCCUCUGAGUGGUAAGCAGGGUGAAGGCGUUGAAGGAAUGGUGGACAUUGUUCUGAGUUUUGCGACAACUGGUUCCAUUCAAACUUUUACUUACCCACCCGCUGCUCCUGUCGUCAUGGUGCCAAAUGUUUCCGGUCCUAUGCCUAUUUUCAUAGCACCACUGCAGCCACAAGCGGCACCAAUACCACCGCAACCAAUCUCUGAAGAGGAUAUGAAACAAGUGCAAGAAAUGUUCCCGAACAUCGAUUCAGAAGUGGUAAAAUCCGUAUUCGAAGCUAACCGUGGAAAUAAGAACGCAACAAUCAAUUCAUUGCUACAAAUGACUGACCAGUAGUUCAUAAGUUGACGCCUUAUAUGUGAUGAUUGUUGAUGGAAAGUAUUUUUACCAAAAAUUUAUUAUUUUUAAUUCAUUUGUUGAACGAAGAAAAUGUCAGUAACAGCCAUACAUGAAGGCCAUCGUUUGACGGAUGGGAUAACAUUAUUAUUAUACCGGUUAAUUGUGAACACGUCAAAACUUUCAUUAAAAAUUACUUAACACUGAGCGACA